Molecule: messenger RNA, 1922 nt
Organism: Neurospora tetraspora
Lineage: Eukaryota; Fungi; Ascomycota; Sordariomycetes; Sordariales; Sordariaceae
Exons: 3
Coding region: 373-1500 (375 amino acids)
Cellular component (GO): membrane
Source: RefSeq, a predicted model, not a curated record
GUAAUCCACAGUAAUAGGGAGGGAAGCUUGCAAGGUGAUCACCCUCAUUCGUCCAACAUGAAUAAGUAAUGUGAUGAAUGCGAUGACUGCGGUAAGGCUCUGCUGAUGGCUGAAUUUGGGCGCCCCAAAGCGACGAAAGCGGCGAAAGUGACGAAAGCGACCAAACCGACCAAACCGAUCAGGGGUAUGGUUGAAGAUGAGAUCGAGAGAUGCGCAGUUUGGGAUUUUAAAAAAUCACAAUCCCACAACAUAAAAAGGCUGCAUAGUCUUCGCAUUGCUGUUGAUAUGGAUGUGUUUUUGCAACAAUCCCAGUGAACAUCCGAGGGAAUACUUGCUACGUUCGAACUUCGCUUGGAAACUCUCCUCCUCAUCAUGUCGGACGGGAGAUACGGUACGUCAUCAAUGUUCCAUGGUCUGUCUAUUGUUGAGAUCACAGCUGACAGGAUCUUUUCCAAAGUUGACGGCAGUAUCUAUUUCUAUGCCCCUAAUAAGGGCGCCCCGGUGUUCUUCGCCGUUGCAUUCGCGGCAUCUGGCAUCUGGCAUAUUUAUCAGUGCUUUCACUACAAGAGCUGGAGACUGACCUUCUUCUAUUUAUCUUGCGCUACCCUAUUCACUGCCGGCUUCAUUGUCAGGGAACUAGGGGCCUUUGACUAUGGCGACCUGGUCAAGUACAUCGUCACCACCUGUCUGGUAUACGCAGCGCCACCCAUCGCCGAGCUAGCCAACUACAACAUCCUCGGAAGGAUUCUGUACUACGUGCCCUACCACUCACCGAUCCAUCCUGGCCGCGUCAUCACCACCUUCGCCUUCAUCUCCACCGUGGUCGAGGCACUCAACGGCAACGGUGCAGCGCUAAGCGCCAACCAGGCCCUUCCGCGCUGGAAACAAGACAUUGGUCGGAACCUCCUCAAAGCCGCGCUCCUGAUCCAGCUCGUCGUCAUCGCUCUCUUCCUUCUCCUAGCCGGCGUGUUCCACCGGCGGUGCCGUCGUGGCGGCAUCAGGAGCGCCAAGCUCGAAAACGUCCUUUACACGCUCUACGCGUCAACCAUGCUCCUAACCAUCCGGACCAUCUUCCGCGUGGUCGAGUACUGGAGCGUGGCGGACCUUCACUACGACGACAGAUCUAUCGACCCGAUGUCGUUCAGCCCCAUCAUCCGUUACGAGUGGUUCUUUUACGUGUUUGAGGCCAGCCUGAUGCUGGUGAAUCAGGUGCUGAUGAACGUCAGGCAUCCGAGGAGGUACCUGCCGAAAAGCACCAAGACGUAUUUGUCGGCAAGGGACGGGAAGACCGAGGUCACUGGACCGGGAUACAAGGACUCGAGACCGUUUCUGGUGACGUUGUUUGAUCCGUUUGAUCUGGGAGGGCUGAUCAAGGGGAGGGGUAGUCAGAAGGCGAAGUUCUGGGAGGAGGAUGACGGGCACGAAGCUGACAAGCCGGAAAGCCAAAAGGGAAAGGUUAAGGAUUCGUCUGUCAGUGAGGAUGUUGAAGCGGCGGGUUGAAUGAAUGUCGGCCGAGUCCGAGAUUUUUUUCUGAAAAGGAAGUUUUCUGGAAGCCCUCCUCCUCUUUUGUUCUUUUGUCUUUAGAAGUUUCGUUACCCUGUCCGCACGAAACAAUCAGCAACAGCAAAUACACAGUAGCCGUGCCGCGAACGCCACCACCCCGCCCAACUCGCACAACGGUGCCCCGAUGUGGUUUACUCAUCAUUCCUGGCGGUAGAUAUCCACGUGGGAUCUAAAUUAAUGGUUUCCUUCCUCCGGAGCAGCCUGAAACGGCGCCAUAGCCUCAGAAGACUAGAAGUACAUGACUGGGAAAUGACAGAUGGUUGCUGCCCAAAAACUCGUUGCGGUGCAUGUGAUGUAGAUGAAGGGAACGGGGAGUGUCGCCGGAGAAAACGGGGAGCUUCGGAGGUAGUCGGGGGCCG